AUGGCGGAUGCUGUAGGGACGGAUGAGGCCGAUGACCGUUCUUGGUCGUCGUGGAGCUCAGCUUUCGAGCCACAGCAACCGGAGCCUCCUCUCCCGUCCGUGAAGAAGCGUAAGAAGAAAAAGACAAGGAAGGCCGGGAAGACCUCUCGUAAGAGGCAUAAGGCCCGGCGGGUGAGUCCCGCGCCUGAUUCGGACAGUUCGGCCAUCGAGGCCAGGACGGAAGUCCUACAGGAGGUGGGGGCUCGACAGCCAACAGUGUCGGCUACGGCUUCGUCGGGGGAGCUCAGGCUACCCCUUGAUGGUGAUACUGCUACUGAGGACUUGCUUGACAUCGAUUCGCAGUCUGCAGGUACUUAUACGGUGGAGGAUCACACUGAGGCAGUCAUGCACCAUGCUAGGCGGGCUCGUGGAAAUCCCAAGGCCGCCGCUAAAAUGCUGCAUCGAGUCAGCUGUGUAUUGACAUCGUUGUGUGUUGCGGCGCUUAGGUCGGGACGCCUGCGUGCAGAGAUAGCGCUCGGGACCUCGAGCGAAAACAUGCGCAAGAGCGCUCUCGAUGUGAGUGUGUACGCCAGAGGGAUGUUCCCCUGGCCAAUGGGACCGAUGGGGCCGAUGAUGCCCCCAUACGGUAGUGAGAGGCGUCGGCGCCGUCGGCGCUCUCCCUCGAGUAGCUCUGAGCGCUCGAGGAGCAGAAACCGCGAUCGCAGACGCGGCCGGGAAUCAAGAUCGGGGGGAGCGCGAGCUGCUGAGCCUUUUCCCCCGCCAUUGCCUCAGCUGCCGGCAGCAGCGCCGGGAUAUGAAUGGAGGCAAGUACCAGUGGUGCCGGUGCAGCCACCUUUGCCGCCUCCCUCGACACCUGCCCCGAUUGCUCCUGCUGUGCAUGUGCCUCAGCAGCAGACUACGUGGACUCGCCAGCCCUGGCGAGGAGGAGGCCAGCAGAAGCAGGGCCAAUGGAACAAGCGCUGGAACCAGUGGCAUCGGUCCAGCCAGGGGUCGGGUGAGCCUCGAGAGUCGGGCCGUCGGUCCUCUUGGACGGAUCCAGACCAUCACAACAUUCAGGAGGCCACUCCUUCUGAAGUGGCCGCGGCCGACGCCCGUAAGGCUGCUAAAGAGGUUGAUCAGGACGAGGCCGACGACGAAGCGUCGUACCUCGCAGCUCUGUGGAAGUCGGCGGAGGAUCAAGCGCGCGCAGACCCCACUCGCCCAUUGUCAGCUCGGGAACUGGCAGAGCAGGGAAAACUGCAGUGGUGGUGGAAGAUGCCUUGGAAGGCCAUCGCCGAGAAGUUCCCCGACACGGCUGCAUACAAGGAAUUCUUGGAAGGACUUGAAGGUCCGAUACCGGCCUCUGUGAUAUCCCGAGUGGCCACGGUCCUUGCUGCCUUUCGGGCUUACGGCCGCCCCCUCGAGGGGGAGAAUCCUGUGGCGGGCGUCGUCGGACCCGAUGCUCACAUUUUUCGGGUGCCUGGGCAACGAAUUUUGAUCUUAUCCUGCGAAUUGCGCGGGCCAAGCUAUAUCCGCAAUCCGAACUCGGAACACUCUGCUAUCAUGGCUCAUGGUACCUCUUUCCCAUCUUUAGUCGGCGUGGCGGAGAUAGGGGAGAUCGCAGUGAACGAUUAUCGCGAUCAGGGAAUUCCCUGCUUCGGCUUUUCGGCACGAGGUUCAUUGGUCGGACUGUCGCGAGAUGCACUGGAAAGUGCAGCGACAAAAUGCGCGAGUCGGGCUAAAGCCCUGGGUGGUGCGAUUAUCCUCGUAGAGUGCGAGUUGCCACGGGGCACCCCCUCUCCUUGGGAACAGCCGGCUAUGCUGUGCAUAUUCGAUCCAUUGAAGGCGGCUUUCCCUCAGGGCUUGAACUUGCCUUAUCAGGGAGUGGUCCCUGCGUCGCCUGUUCCUCAGACGGCAGCACAGCCUUCAGAUUCCGGAAAUUCGGUGACGAGUGGAUCUCAUUGUCAGGCAUGGACCCGUGCAGUCAAGGCAAAAAGAUGGCCUAGGGCCGCGGAUCGUCGUGAAGAGGCGUACCGCCGGGUCCUCACAUUACUUCAUGCCUUUUCCAGUUUCAUUGACCUGUGUACUUUGAUGGCGGAUGACGAGGAGGACGGCCCGGAUUCUGUCCAGGCAGUUUUGGCAGGGAAAUCACCGAAUACCAUCUUGAAGCAUGUGGGUCCGGUCCGUACUUUUUGCGAGUGGCUUUUGAAAGCAAGUCAUACUCCGCCUUUUGCGGAGAAAGUAUUGUGGUCUUUUAUCCAUUGUGUCCUCAAGAUGCCUAAGACCGCGGCCACCACACUGGACAGUAGUCUGCGUGCUAUCAAGUGGAGUUAUUAUACCUUGGGACUACGUGUUCAACUAGAGGUCUUCAGCAGCCCUCGAAUUCAUGGUGUGGUGAAAAAGGCGCUACAGACUAAAAACCCGUGGUGCCCGGCGUCGCCCCUCAAGGUGUCCGAAGUUCUCCAGUUGCACGCGAUCUGUUGUGAUCGUGAUAUCUCUGUCAUUGAUAGAUGCGGGGCGGCACAUUUCCUUGCUAUGCUCUACGCGAGGGCGCGAGCAUCGGACAUCCGGUGUGUCAAAAGUAUCUUGAUAGACGUGCACAACGAAGACUGGAGUUCGGGCUUCAUUGAACUAGGGACGCUUGAACACAAGACGUCUAGGCUGGACACUCAACGACGCCGCAUACUGCCUCUGGUGAUUCCCGGCCAGGGUAUUGCUAAAACGCCUUUUGGUCAACUCCUCCUGGACAUUAGGGCUGAGGCUGGUUUGCCGAACGAUCAGGCGGAUGUCCCAUUCUUACCGGCACCUCUGCCGGAUGGAUCUUGGUCUUCAGACCCGUUGUCUAGUAGCGAGAUUACCAGGUGGCUGAGGUAUCUACUGCCACGUCCAUCGACGGAACAGGCCGUCAGUUCGCACUCAUUGAAGGUUACUUCACUUGUUUGGUGUAGCAAAUUUGGGAUGCUCCGCGAGACCAAGCGAGUUCUAGGCCAUCACGCGGAUGCAGCGACUGGCAGCGAUGCAGUUUAUGGGCGUGAGUUGCAGAGCGCAGCGCUACGUGAGUACGUUGUCGUAUUGGAUGCAGUGGCGACGGGUAAGUUCCUGCCGGGCCAGACUCGUUCGGGUCAUUUCUCAUCAGGUUGGACUCGGGAGUCCAUCUUGCAGGCGGCUGCUUUUCCGCAGGACUCGGAAGUACUGCAGGUGGCUGUGGAAGAUGACCAAGAUGAGGCUUUGGCUGUGGUUUCUGAUGUUUCAGACUCUGAUGAAGAAGCCCCGGAGGAACAAUCUUUCUGGGCUGAUCCGACUAGCCAGGUCCUGCAUCGCACGACUUUGGGGUCGGCAAUGUUUUUGUGUGGCCGAGCUUUUGGCGAUCAUUAUCGGCGCAUUCCUAUGGCUCGGGCGCAAGCGCACCCGCAAUGUGCCAAAGCUGCUUCCUCGCUAGCUUUUUCGGUUGCCAGGUACUUAGCCAUGACGAGUUCCGUAGAUUCGGCGCCUUUCUUUGUGCAGCGAGCGGAUGAAAUCUCGCUUGCCAAGCGAGUAGUGGAUGCCUUGAAAGGUAAAGGGGUCACCACUUUGGCCCAGCUGGCCUUCUGUGUCGGACAACCGGGACAGGUGCUAUCUCAGACUGAGUUUGACACGUGGAGCGAGGCCAUGUUGGUAGGCAUCACGGCGCCUGAUCUGGAAGCUCAGACCAUGCUAGUGGCUUCUUUGAAGGAUCUGGCAGAACCUGCUGAACACGCUUCCCCUAAAAAGGUGGGGGUAGCCGAGCGGAAUGCUCGCAUGGAUCAGCUUCGGACUCAGCUCGCCGGAGUGUCGCUCACUGGACAGCUUGAGCCGAGUCAUGCAUUACUUGACAUGGCCGUUCAGCAGUGGGAGAGUCGCUGCCUGAAGUACAUUGGUCCAGAGAAGUGUCAUAGCCGCGAGGAUGAGGUUCAGAACGUUAAGCCUUUGACCACCAGUCUCUCCUUGGAAGGCGGUAAGCUGAAGGUUACGGAGGCUGCUGGUAUGGAUGAUCGUGACAUUGAGGGCUCUUUGCAGGUCCUUAAUGCCCUGCGCCGCAGAGGAGUGGCUUACGCAUUUGCUCGCUUGAUCAGUUGGGAAAGACAUGAAGCUUAUGUUUCUUCCUUGUUCAGGUAUUUGACCAAGCCCGCUCAGCCUGGUUACAGGAAGGUGUCUCUUCGUCAGAUCUUGCGGGCUGACAAGCUUGCCUUCUCCAAGUUGUCGGAGGCAGGUGAGGACAUCCGGGCAGAUGCUUCCGCGAUCGGGGCUAUCCUUCACGAUUAUGACCUAAUUGUAGCUCUUCUGCCUAUGGGCGAUUUGGAUGGUAAGGGCAAGAAUGCUAAUGGCCGUGGUGGGCGCCCGGGUCCUUACAGCGAUAAUGCGCCCUGA
Molecule: messenger RNA, 4365 nt
Organism: Symbiodinium sp. CCMP2592
Lineage: Eukaryota; Dinophyceae; Suessiales; Symbiodiniaceae
Source: the annotation of a GenBank genome assembly